CACUCCUGAGCCUUGUUUGCCAUCUUCCUAUACUUAAUUUCCCUCUUUUUCCCCCUAUACAACUCAUAUGGCUACACUUCUGAAGACUUUGCAAUGGUGGAUAUGUUUGAAUCCUUCAUCGUCACAGUUUUUAUGAUUAUUUCCAACCUCAUCCAGGCUUUCUGGAACUUUUCAGAGCCUGAGCCUGCUGGCCUGAGCCAAGACCACUCUGUCUACGAUUUCAUGGAAGUGUUGAGCCCCAGACAAGCGGCUGUAAAGGAACUAAAGGACCGGUACCUGAAGGCCUUGCAGACCAACAAUGCACAAGAGGUCCUGCAGAUUUUGCACACUGGUAAACUAGACAUUGACUCUGUGCUGGAAGUGGACGACCCCAGCAUGGUCCUUGCGUCAUACAAACAAGGAUAUUGGCUACCAGGCUACAAACUGGAGAAGUCUUGGGCAAUGGGUAUCCAUGUUUGUGUUAUGUACAAUGCUGUGGAAACAGCACUAGUACUCCUGCAAAAAGGCGCAGCUGUCAACCGGAUGCCCAAUGGGAAAACACCACUGCAUGUGGCCUGCGAGGUCUCCAACAGUGAUUGCGUGGCCGUGCUUCUGGCUCAUGGAGCAAAAGUUAACAGUCUGUCUCUGAGUGGACACAUGCCCCUGCACUACUGCAUCACCAAAGAGUCUGUAGCCUGUGCCAAGCAGCUCAUUCUCAAAGGUGCAAAUGUUAAUAUGGCCAGCCACAACAAUGAAGAGGAAACACCUUUGCAUACAGCUGCCAGAUUUGGUGUCCCAGAGUUGGCAGCUUUGUUUUUGGCCCAUGGAGCAGCGGUGAAUGCUGUUAACGCUUUACAGGAGACGCCUCUGAUGACUGCAGCUUUCUGGGCUUUUGACUCUAAAGAGCAAAUCUACAGCCAAGAUCACCACAUUGUUUGUCGCCUCCUGCUGGAUCACCAAGCUGAUCCCAAUCUUAAAGAAGAGGACCAUAAAACAGCCCUUCACAAGGCAGCCUGGAACUGCGAUCACAUCCUGAUGCAGAUGUUGCUGGAGGCUGGAGCAGAUACACGUGCCAUGGACAUCAAUGGCUGUGCCCCCAUUCAGUAUCUUCUCAAAGUAACAGAUGUAAGGCCUAUGGCCAUUCCUGACCUGUGCUAUCAGCUGCUGCUAAACUACAAUGCAGCACGAAUCUACCCACCACAAUUCCACAAGGUGUUGCAGUCCUGUCACGACUACCCCAGAGUUGUUGAAAUCUUGGUCAACUCUUAUGGACAUUUAAAGCCUACAAGAAAAUGGAGAGCUGCUAUUCCUGAUGACUGCUACCAGCGACAUAAAGACUUCUAUGACUCAGUGUUUGCUGUUUGCACAAACACUCCUCGCAGCUUACUUCACCUCACCAGAUGUGCCAUUAGAGCCAGCCUGGGCAGGCUCUGUCAGAGAGGAGUUGCAGAGCUACCCCUACCAACUCCAAUGAAGAAAUAUUUAUUAUUAGAACCAGAGGGGAUACUUUACUAAUGAAGGUACUUUUGAUAAUAAACUUUAGUUCCACCAUGGGAUGCUCUGAUGAUCUGCAAACCGCACACAAGCUUCUAUUCCUCAAUCAACGAUCAAAUGGCUUAUUAUAAAUAUAAUUUUGGGAUGUUUUGAAGUUGAAGCCUUUAGAAGCAUUAUUAAUUAAUUAUGAAUGUAUGGAGUUUUGAGACACUUGAGAAUGCUUAUUCCUCUCCUUUCAUUACUGACAUCUUUCACCAUCUACAGAUGAUGGUUUUACCUCUUCUAAGUGACAUAAGUGUGUCUAAGUAAUGAGUUUCUGGAUAUUUUCCACCUCAGCAGUGUUGACCAACAUGUCUCCCCACAGCAGUGUGGCUAUGUGCUGAAGAGGAUCCAGAUCUACCUGGCAACCGCCCUUAAUGCUUUCUCUCAAACUCGUGAUAUGCCCAUUUCUGUAGAAACACACUUGACCAACCACUUCACGGCGAGUGCUUGCUUUUCCAGUGCACUGCACUUAGUCACGAGUGUAGCUCAGUUCUUUGAAUGUCCUUUGACAAAGGUUAGUCUUUAAAAUGGAAACUGCAACUUAAUAUUGUUGUCAAGCUUUGUCAGUAUGUCCAUGUAAAAGCAGAGCUUGCUAAGUUGAAUAAAUGUAAGUUUGUGUUAUAAUUUCUGAACCUGGCAACAUGCUCUGAAAGUAAUACAUGAAUUACUCUGAAGAAAAAAACAAAACAAACAGGUGCAACUGGCUCUUCCAGUGUAUCAAAUUUGAUUUGCAAAAUUCUGCUAACCCUGAGUUAAAUUAUCCAAUAAGGGCCAAGAAAAUUGUGUAACUGGUGACAGUAAAGGUAGUGUGUCCUGUAUUUCUUUACUUUUAAUUUAAUUGUUAAUGAAAAUUGGGAAAUUUGAAAAAACUCAAUUUAUUGGUUUCAGUCUUUUUAAAAAAAAAAAAAAAAAAAAAAAAUAUGUUUCUCACGUGAAUGGCCACAUGACCUGUCAGCUAUCUCUUCUUCUAGAAAAUAAACAUAACGAUAGCUGGCUUAUAUGAGAGAGUAAUUAUAGAAUAUUCAGUUGAGAGGAAUUCCUAAACUCUUUCUAUUUUUCCCCUUGUGUAUUUAAGGUGACAAACCCAUUUAGAGAAACAGCAUUUUAAUAUUUUCCCUUUAAAAAUAAAAGUCUUUGAAACAUAUUCUUUAGCCUGUUAUUCUGUAUAAAGCAUCGCCUGCACCAUUCAACCCAGUUACAACAGCAUCCUGCACUGGUCUGAUCCUGUUUAAUCAAUUUUAACAGUUUUGUUAAUCAGUUUAACAGAGAUUCUGCAGGACCACUGCAGAAGAAAGCACUUUCUCAUAUAAAAUUUUCCUUUCUUUCUUUUUAUUAUUAUUAUUAUUAUAGUCUAUAUUAUUCCAAAUAAACAUGAAUAAAAUGCCACAAGCUGCAGAGGGUGUUUAACACUGAUGUUGGUGGGAAUUUAUGGGUCAUGCACAAAAACAGGUGUGUCUGUGACUUCUGUCAUAAACUUUAACCUAAGACAUGCAUUUGCAGAUCCAGGACAAUCUCCAGUUUUGUAUCUCUGAUGAUACAGCGGUGAGCAUACUGCACCUUUUAAUCCUGCUGUCAUGGGUUUGAAACAGGUCUCAGCCUAUUAAGUAAACAUGCAACUUCAACAGCAAAGAGUCAUGAAUUCAUU
Messenger RNA from Melanotaenia boesemani (Boeseman's rainbowfish), 3160 nucleotides. RefSeq names its product ankyrin repeat and SOCS box containing 4 (gene asb4). Bases 94 to 1494 code for a protein of 466 amino acids. The transcript is spliced from 6 exons. Gene Ontology annotation, biological process: protein localization to ciliary inversin compartment; intracellular signal transduction. Gene Ontology annotation, cellular component: ciliary inversin compartment. Gene Ontology annotation, molecular function: protein binding. NCBI's taxonomy places the organism in Eukaryota, Metazoa, Chordata, Actinopteri, Atheriniformes, Melanotaeniidae. The record is from RefSeq and is a predicted model, not a curated record.